AUGGAGCCCCUGGAGCUGGUGCCAGGCCGCUACAUCGGGGAGGGUCAGCCUUGCUUCAUCAUCGCGGAGAUCGGACAGAACCACCAGGGCGACGUCGACCUGGCCAAGAGCCUCAUCCUGCGCGCGAAGGAAUGCGGUGCGGAUUGCGUCAAGUUCCAGAAGUCAUCCCUGAAGGACAAAUUUAACCGCCACGCCCUCGCCCGCCCUUACACGGGUCCCAACGCGUGGGCGGAUACUUACGGCGCCCACAAGGAACAUCUCGAGUUCUCACGCGAAGAUUUCCAGGAACUCCAGAAUUAUGCCAGGGAAGUGGGGAUUCCCCUUACGGCGUCGGCCAUGGAUAUCCCGACGGUCGAGCUGUUGGACGAGCUGGGUGUCCCUUUCAUCAAGGUUGGGUCGGGCGAUGUGCACAACCUCCCCCUCCUCCGUCGCGCCGCCGCCACGGGUCGCCCUCUCGUGGUUUCGUCAGGCAUGUCCGACAUAGAGUGGGUGUCGCGAGUGUACGAGGAACUCAGCGCCGCGCAGGACCCACCCACGCCCUUGGUCAUCCUGCAAUGCACCUCGGCCUACCCGACGCCCCCCGAGCACGUCCACCUACGCGUCCUCGACACCUACGCCCAGGUUUUCCCUCACGCCCACAUCGGAUACUCGGGUCAUGAGCUGGGGAUUCACGUGACGGUGGCGGCCGUGGCUCGAGGAGCGAGGGUGGUGGAGAGACACAUCACACUCAACAAGAGCUGGAAGGGCAGCGACCACGCGUGUUCCCUCGAGCCCCACGAACUGAGGGAACUCGUGGAGGCCGUGAGGAGCGUGGAGGCCGCCCUCGGGAGUCCCCUCAAGGCCUUCCAACCCUCGGAGGAACCCUGUUUCUUGAAGCUCGGAAAGACGGUGGUGGCCGGCCGGAACCUGAAGGCGGGGCAGACGAUUCAGGAGGAGGACGUGGUGGCGAAAGUAGCCGAGCCGCGCGGCCUCCCAGCGACACGUCUGGACGAGCUGGUGGGCGGGUGUCUCAACCGCGACGUGGAGGCGGACGAGAGCAUCCUGGAGGAGGACGUCUUGUGGCUGGUGUUCGGUGGUCUCUUCACAUCGUAA
Penaeus indicus is the source of this 1092-nucleotide messenger RNA. RefSeq names its product sialic acid synthase-like (gene NANS). Bases 1 to 1092 code for a protein of 363 amino acids. Gene Ontology annotation, molecular function: N-acylneuraminate-9-phosphate synthase activity. The record is from RefSeq and is a predicted model, not a curated record. Lineage: Eukaryota; Metazoa; Arthropoda; Malacostraca; Decapoda; Penaeidae. Gene Ontology annotation, biological process: carbohydrate biosynthetic process. The transcript is spliced from 7 exons.